This is a messenger RNA of Drosophila ananassae, 999 nucleotides long. It is a transcript of the gene CAH4, whose product is annotated as carbonic anhydrase 6. NCBI's taxonomy places the organism in Eukaryota, Metazoa, Arthropoda, Insecta, Diptera, Drosophilidae. The coding region runs from base 76 to 939 and encodes 287 amino acids. The transcript has 5 exons. Gene Ontology annotation, molecular function: zinc ion binding; carbonate dehydratase activity. Gene Ontology annotation, cellular component: cytoplasm. The record is from RefSeq and is a predicted model, not a curated record.
UGUUAGUAGUGAAAAGUCCGUCGUAAAGGAUUUUGUCAAUUUUUGUAAAAAUUUUUCGUACCCACCAUUUAGCUUAUGUUUCUAAUAGUUCGAAGUUUUCCACUAACCAAUUCUGGAACGCGAAGUCACUUUGGAUUUAAUUACGACAAAAAUGGAAGGGAUUGGAACAUUAAGGGUGGGAAGAGGCAGUCCCCAAUUGCUCUUUGCAAGUAUAACGCCACAACAAGCCAUGUACCCAAACUGGAGCUUAUAAAUUACCACAAGCUAUUGUGUGAUCCUUUGUCAGUUAUUAACGUGGGCCUGACCGUGCUUAUGAGGAUCCCCAAGACGGUGGAGGGAGAGCAGCCAUCCGUCUGCAUCAGCACUGAGGUUGGCCACAUCUUCGAGGCGCAGCAACUGCAUUUCCACUGGGGCUCCGAACAGAGCCGGGGAUCGGAGCACAAUCUGGAUGGGGAGUUCUACGAUGGCGAGAUGCACAUAGUCCACAAAAAUGCCACCUAUGAAACCAAUAAUGAAGCUGGUCGUCAUCCAAACGGGUUUGCUGUAUUGGCCAUAAUGCUGAGGAACUUGAAACCUCCGGAGAAUGAGUCACUGGCCCUGAACGAAAUCUUCAACCAAGUCUCUGAAAUAUCAGAGGUAGAAAGUACUCAAAAUCUGGGGAAAAGCAUAGCUCUGGAAGAUCUCUUUGGUGGUAUGGACACAGGAAGAUACCUAACCUACCAAGGUUCACUAACCACUCCACCCUGUGCAGAAGCAGUCCUUUGGUUUGUCUUUCAAACACCUCUAGAUAUUCCCCAUGAGCUUUGGCAAAACUUUUGGCAACUGAGGAACUCCCAAGGCCAGCGUGUCCUUAACACCUACAGGGUAUUGCAAGAUGACCACGAUCGCACAGUUUAUCUAAGUGAAGGGAAAAGCACUUCCCAAGGAACCGAAAUUUAACUUGUUAGUAGUGUUUUUUAAACUGUAUAUAGUAGAAUAAAAACUAUUUGAAACUGCCAA